AACGAGCUAUAGAGCGGCCGAAGCAAACUAUUCUCGUUCACUUUGUUAAGGUCUGUUGCCGGAUAAGCAAGCCUCUGUGAUUUCUCGUUUCAAUUUAUUUGUAAACUCAACACUUCGUCAUGGGCAAGGAAAAGGUUCAUAUUAAUAUUGUCGUCAUUGGACACGUCGAUUCUGGCAAGUCCACCACCACUGGUCAUUUGAUCUACAAAUGCGGUGGUAUUGACAAACGUACCAUUGAAAAAUUCGAGAAGGAAGCCCAAGAAAUGGGUAAAGGUUCUUUCAAAUAUGCCUGGGUUUUGGAUAAAUUGAAGGCCGAACGUGAGCGUGGUAUCACCAUUGAUAUCGCCUUGUGGAAAUUCGAAACAUCGAAAUACUAUGUCACCAUUAUUGACGCCCCUGGCCAUAGAGAUUUCAUCAAGAACAUGAUCACUGGCACAUCUCAGGCCGAUUGCGCUGUAUUGAUUGUUGCUGCUGGUACCGGUGAAUUCGAAGCUGGUAUCUCAAAGAACGGUCAAACUCGUGAACACGCUUUGCUUGCUUUCACUUUGGGUGUAAAACAAUUGAUUGUUGGUGUCAACAAAAUGGAUUCAUCUGAACCACCAUACAGUGAGAAUCGUUUUGAAGAAAUCAAGAAGGAAGUAUCCUCUUACAUUAAGAAGAUUGGUUACAAUCCAGCUGCUGUUGCUUUCGUACCCAUCUCUGGUUGGCACGGUGACAACAUGUUGGAACCAUCCACCAAAAUGCCAUGGUUCAAGGGAUGGAAGGUUGAACGUAAAGAAGGUAAUGCUGAAGGCAAAACCCUCAUCGAUGCUUUGGAUGCCAUCUUACCACCAAGCCGUCCAACUGAAAAACCCCUCCGUCUCCCACUUCAAGAUGUUUACAAAAUUGGCGGUAUUGGUACAGUACCAGUCGGUCGUGUCGAAACUGGUGUUUUGAAACCAGGUUGCGUUGUUGUCUUUGCUCCAGCUAAUAUCACCACUGAAGUUAAAUCCGUUGAAAUGCAUCACGAAGCUCUUACCGAAGCCGUUCCCGGUGAUAACGUUGGUUUCAACGUAAAGAACGUAUCCGUUAAGGAAUUGCGUCGUGGUUAUGUUGCUGGUGAUUCCAAGAACAACCCACCCAAAGGUGCUGCUGAUUUCACCGCUCAAGUUAUUGUAUUGAACCAUCCCGGUCAAAUUGCUAACGGUUAUACUCCAGUUUUGGAUUGUCACACCGCUCACAUUGCUUGUAAAUUCGCUGAAAUCAAGGAGAAAGUUGAUCGUCGUUCUGGUAAGACCACCGAAGAAAAUCCAAAAUCAAUCAAAUCCGGUGAUGCCGCUAUUGUCAACUUGGUACCAUCCAAACCAUUGUGCGUUGAAUCUUUCCAAGAAUUCCCUCCAUUGGGUCGUUUCGCUGUACGUGACAUGAGACAAACUGUUGCUGUCGGUGUCAUCAAGAGUGUCAACUUCAAGGAUGCCUCCGGUGGUAAGGUUACCAAAGCCGCUGAAAAGGCCACUAAGGGCAAAAAGUAGCUGAUUUCCUAUAAUCAACUUUUAAAUCAAAUACAAAAUAUAAAAGAACAGUACAUCAAUUCCAAUCAACAACAACAACAAGAACAACAACAGCAGUUUAAACAACAAGAGCACAAUAUAAGUAGCAGCAGCAGUAAAAGUAAGAUGUUCCAACAAAAAUUAAUAUUAAUGAUUAAAGAAAAAUUUAAUUGCUUUCACCGGAAAGAGUUUCGAAGGAAACGAAUGUAAUUCUCAUUAGCUGUCUGAAGAAAAGCCAAAAGCCGAUUGUUUAAAUUCCUAUCUAUAUAUAGUCGUGAUGCUAAGGCAUGUCUGCGACUUCCAUUGGCCAAUAUGAGAAACGAAGACAGAAACGGAUCAUCUUUUAUAUGUAAUAAGCACAAAAGAGCAUUUUAUAUUUUUUACUUUAAAUUUAAUUAUAAUUUUGUUGGAAUUCAUUCCAUCAUAUUAAUAACUGUAGCGUUACUUUUAUAUUAAUUAUGCAAAUACUACAUAAAACAAUAUAUAAAGAAAAACAACUAUUUAAAAUAAA
Messenger RNA from Teleopsis dalmanni, 2040 nucleotides. RefSeq names its product elongation factor 1-alpha 1. Gene Ontology annotation, biological process: translational elongation; translation. The transcript has 2 exons. The coding region runs from base 120 to 1511 and encodes 463 amino acids. The record is from RefSeq and is a predicted model, not a curated record. Gene Ontology annotation, molecular function: translation elongation factor activity; GTP binding; GTPase activity. NCBI's taxonomy places the organism in Eukaryota, Metazoa, Arthropoda, Insecta, Diptera, Diopsidae.